Messenger RNA from Polypterus senegalus (gray bichir), 2073 nucleotides. RefSeq lists its product as uncharacterized. Gene Ontology annotation, biological process: B cell receptor signaling pathway; B cell differentiation. NCBI's taxonomy places the organism in Eukaryota, Metazoa, Chordata, Cladistia, Polypteriformes, Polypteridae. The record is from RefSeq and is a predicted model, not a curated record. Gene Ontology annotation, cellular component: external side of plasma membrane; B cell receptor complex. Bases 77 to 889 code for a protein of 270 amino acids. The transcript is spliced from 6 exons.
ACUACUUCUUGUGACAACAGCGACCUCAGGACAUUCACAUACCGCAAGAUGCCAAGCUGAGCAGCAUGUGGGCACAAUGUUGCAGCUCAGGUGUCUUGUUGGAAGCCUUCUUAUAUUUUAUCUUCUUACAGGUGGACUCCAAUCAAGUUCUAGACCCAUCUCAAAGCGAAUUAAAGAAAACGGGAUGCACCCGACCACAAUAUGGAGAGCCACAUCAAGAGAAUAUGUUAUGUCCAUCAAGGUUAGCCAGACUCCACUUCACAUAACUGUUAAAGUGGGAGAUUCAGUGGAAAUGAUGUGUUCCUGGGAAACUUCACAAACUCUUCCAAGAAUUCAAGUAGAAUGGAAGAAGAACAACAUUUCACAUGUUAUAUCCAAAAAGACUUAUUUAAAUACAACAGUGAUUGAGGUAGUAAACAGGACUACUCUCAAAAUUUUAAACACAUCAGCUACUUUACUCAUCUCCAACACUGAAAGAAGUGAUGUGGGAAAAUACUACUGCAUCCUAAUAUACGAAAUACCAAUUCUAACAAGAGAAUCUGGGAAUGGAACUCAGUUAGACAUUACAGAAGAUGUGGCAAAGAGCAAUACUGCAGAAAGCAGCUACAUCACAACACCUACUGCAGUUUUAUUACUGCUGCUGUUGGUAUUAAUCAUUGUAACCUUGGUGUACCGAAGAAGAAGAAAGCCGACUUCAACAAGGCCAGAACAUGACCAGGCUCUGGACAUUGAGCUAGAGGAAAUUGAAUCACCUUAUGAAGAAGUGAGGGACAAUUCCUUAUCAUCUCGGGGAUCAACACAAUGGGCCACAUCAAUGGUUUAUGAAUCUUUUGAUUAUUUUGCCGUGAAGGACAAAGAAGAUGCAGCCGACAUGCACAAGGAGAGCUAAUACGUUUCUGCUGCCCAGUUCGAUGUUAACUUUACAUGUGACAAUACUACUGGUACAACUGUUUGAAAUCUGCAAGCAAGGAAAAUCAGGAUCAGAAUCGCAUUUAUCAGCCAUGACAGACUUACACAUGAUCGAUCAGUACACACUGCAAUAAAUACAAGACAAAGAAUAUAAACACAUGCAUAUAAAGUGCAAGAUGUGCAAGAAAUGCUGAAAUAAUGAAUUAAGCGUUAGCUAUAUGUAAGAAUAUGUAACACUUUAGUGAGUGCCAAUACUGAGCAAGGACAGCUGAAUUAAUAACUUGUGAGCUUGAUGGCCUCUGGAAAGAAACUGUUCUUAUAUCUGCUUGUUGGUGUAGCUUGGUCUAUAAUGCCUGGCAGAUGGGAGAAGAGCAAAGAGGUUGUGGCCUGAAUGUGAGGGGUUGGUGAUAAUUUUCCCUGUCCGUUUUAUGGUCAGUAAUGUGGGAAAACUGCUGUCAAAGACCUUUUCAGCAGACCUGUCUAUUCGUUGUAGUCUGCUCUUGUCAUGUUUAGUGGCUGUGCCAAACCACACUGUAAUGGAUGAGCUGAGAACAGACUUGAUGAUUGCUUUGUCGAACUGGAACAAAAGUUCCUGUGGUAGAUUGAGUUCCCUCAGCUAUCACAGGAAGUACUGUACAUCGGCUGCUGUGCCUCUGUUUAUGAUGAAUCUCUGUUGGUCUUCCUUCUCAAAUCCUUGGUGAUUAUAGACCCCAGAAGCAUGUUGAGAUACCAGAAACGUGAACUCCUUUAUCCAUUUUUUUUACAGAUCUAGUGCACACAUGCACAGAAGAAGAGGAAUUUUCUGUCAUCCUAAAUGCAUGACUUUAAAGGAAGAAAACAAAUGUACAUGUAAAAGGAGUAAUAAUAAUUAUAAUAUAAAUAUUAGCAGCUGCAAUAUUUCAAGUGUAAAUGUCAUAACCCCUAUAUUUAUAUUUGUAACACUUCAUACUUCUCUAUUCCAUUGUCAUUAUUUUCUCUUUUCCAUUCAUCAAUUUACUGAUCACUCUUUUACAUUUUAAAACAAAGUGCAACAACAAACCGAAUUGUAAUCAAAAUAAAGACAAUCUAGCAAGUCCAAUAAUAUGUUAACUAAGAGAAUUCAAGAGAAAAGCCAAGCAAAAUGACACCUGUGUUUAUACACACUAGGACAAGCAACAACAUUGG